AUGAACCCGGAGGAACAAGACGUCACGGUUCUGCUUGUGAUGUUACCAAAAAUCUGGAAGGUGGAAGAGAGAGUUGUGGGAGCGGAUCUGGGACUAGGAAGGUUCCAGUUUCACUUUGACACGGAGGAGGACAUUGUGGUGGUAUUGGAGAUGCAACUGUAUCAUUUUGAUUACUGGAUGAUAGCACUGGCUCGAUGGCAACCAAGGAUGGCAAGAGAUUUCCCUUCGGAGAUUCCAUUAUGGAUCAAGAUUGUGGGUGUUCCCACAGAGUUCUGGUCAACCCCUACGUUCCAGAGUAUUGGUGAUGCUAUUGGUGAAACCACAGACGUAGAUCUUGACUAUGGUAAAAUGCGGGUGAUUGUAGAUGGAUGCAAGGAGUUGUGUUUUGAGACACCGGUGGAUUUCAAAGGUGGAGAAUAUUACGAGGAAGAUGAGGCUCUAGUCACUACAGGAAAUAAGGGUUUUGAUGGCACCGCUAAAGCGCUAUAA
Messenger RNA from Brassica napus (rape), 489 nucleotides. RefSeq lists its product as uncharacterized. The record is from RefSeq and is a predicted model, not a curated record. Lineage: Eukaryota; Viridiplantae; Streptophyta; Magnoliopsida; Brassicales; Brassicaceae. The transcript has a single exon. Bases 1 to 489 code for a protein of 162 amino acids.